Messenger RNA from Rhincodon typus (whale shark), 6751 nucleotides. RefSeq names its product KIAA1328 ortholog. The transcript has 11 exons. NCBI's taxonomy places the organism in Eukaryota, Metazoa, Chordata, Chondrichthyes, Orectolobiformes, Rhincodontidae. The record is from RefSeq and is a predicted model, not a curated record. The coding region runs from base 101 to 1864 and encodes 587 amino acids.
UGGGUAAUGGGCGGGGCUGAAGGUUGCCGUUUGCAGGGUGGACGGGACUUAUCGUGAGCUCGGAAGGCCGAGUGCACGAUGGGAGUGGCGGUUGUUUAAGAUGGCGAAGGCAGGGAAUUUGGUGAGUGAAGUGUUCUGGAGCAAAGAUCCAUCAGAUGAAGAACAAUCCAUGGUCUUUGUGCCAGGAUUGCUAAUGGAAGGAAACAUUAGACCUGAAUCAAAGGUGAAAAGUAAAACCCAAGAAGUUGGAGCCGAGCUUUCACUCCAAUCUGAUUCUGUUUUUGUAAAUCCCUUGAAGACCAAAUCUGGAAAGCUAUCCAUGCCAAACAAGGUUAUGAAGGAGCACAAAGGUACCAAGAGUGCAUCUUUGAAGGAUCUCUGCCCAGAGGACAAAAGGCGCAUUGCUAACUUAAUCAAAGAGCUUGCAAGAGUAAGUGAAGAGAAAGAAGAAACUGUAGAACGAUUAAAGGCAGAACACGAAUCAUUUGAAAAGAAAAUCAAAGAACUGGAGGAUCAGAAUGAGCUCAUUGUCACGGAACGGGAAGAUAUCCUUAACUGGUCUAAAAUUUCAUGUGAUCAAUUUCUGUUUUUGUUUCAGAACAAAUAUAACUCGCCAAAGGAAAGAAAUGAAGCCUGCAAACGUCACUGGAGUAACAAAGAAAAGGUAUGUAGUGAGAAGAAUCCGCCUCACCUGGCGUCUUCAGACCAAGAUGGCUCCUAUCUUGGAAUUGUGCCUGCUUGUACCUUAAAUCCUUCUGGCAAAGCUAAACAAGUGCUUGUUGGUCCGUCCUUCGCACCACAGCCCGACCUAGGUCUGUAUUCCGCAAACCACAAUUCUGUCAAUCAAGUUCAACAUACUGAAAGUUUUCCAUCUCAGGAUGGUUGUGGUACAAAAUCUGGCAAUAUAAUUCGGGGAGAGCCAGUUGCAGACAGACAUUAUAACAUGAACAAACGGGUAGAUGUGGGUGCUGUGCAGGCUGGUACCUUUUGUGAUUCUGAUGCCGGUCAACCUUCACACUGUGGAUGGUUGAGAAAUAGAGAGCUUGCUGAUGAAAAUCAAUUGACCAAUAUACGAAAUGGACAUUUAAAGCCAUUAAUUGAAUGCAGUUGCUGCACUGGAAUGUCUCAUGACCCAGCAAUGAAUAAUCAAGUGGGAAUAAUGGCUGACGAAGUUUUGAACGGAAAGAAGCUGCUCAUAGACCAAAAGCAGCAACUGAUCUGUCAGAAAAUGGAGCUGGAGCUGGAGAAAGAAAGACUGCAAAGAUUGCUUGCUCAGCAGGAGACUCUUUUCUUCCGAAAGCAACAACAAUUACAUGAGUCAAGGUUGGAUUACAGCAGGUACUUGAGGACAGAGGAUGAUCUUUCACAUGGUAAUUUGCAACAUCAGGAAAGAAACAUCAAAGCAUCGAUGACAGAACCAUGGGAAAAAUUAAAUGCUGGGAACAGAAUGAUAGGACCUUUUGAUCCAGAAUUGAAUGCCUUUAGGGGUACAGGUUCUUUAUACCCUGCUCAUGCUCAAAAUAAAGAAACAGGAACUCCACUUUUGAAAAAAGAUGUGGCUACUUCUCCCCUUCUAUUACUUACCAAAAAUGAAUGUGUCAACACAGCAACAUCACCCUUUUGGGUUGAAUCAUCGAGCAAUGAAGCCUCCCUUGUUCAUUUGGUGGAUGCAUUGAGUCCAAUUUCCUUACAAAAACAUAAUUUGCACAUCAAGGAAGGAAAUGGAAAACUAAGAAAAAACAGCACAAUGCACGGCAGAAAACAUCAAAAUCUUGCUAAGGCUGGAACAGCUCCAACAGACAGUGGGGAUUCAGAUGAAGAACUCGAAGAAAGCAGAAUGUUGGAGGAUGUUUUCUUCAUUUAAGAAAAAGGGUAGAACAUUCUCACUGACAUGAGUGAACUAUCAUGAUCUUUUCAAUUCUUUUAAUAAAGCUAUGCAGUGUUGAAGAAUGCUUCAGCGGCUGAUUGAUGUGCACCAUCCAAAAGCCCCUCUUUAACCUUUAAUGCUUUGGAGCAUUGUGGCAAAGUGUGCUUUAUUGGGUUAAUACAAAAUGUAAAGUGAUUAGCAAGCUACAUUGGGAUUCAUUAAAACUGAUAGCUACAGUAUACUUCCGGCAAUGUUUCUGUGGCUUAUUAUUUUCGAAGGUUUAAAAAAUUAAUUGCCUUAACUAAUCUUUCUGUUGCUAUUUUUAUAUUUGCUGGAAAAGUGUUUGUCACAUUCACUACAUAUAAUACUCGUAUCAAGAAUACAUGUAAUGACAAUCAACUUAUUGCAAAAAAACUGAGAAAUUAUCCGGCAAGUUGUUAUUGAGAUGUGAGUUGCUGCUGAGCAUCACUCAUAGGUUCUGUAGUGUCAAUCAGUUUUGUCUUAAAAGUCUAGUAUAAAAUGUGAAACUGCAGUUGAUUAAGUAUAUUCUGUCAUCAUAUACUGCUACAGUUCUCUAGACUGCGAAUAUGUGAUGUAGAAUUGUGAUUCUUGACAGAGUGCUCUUUUUCUGAGUUAAUGUUUGAAGAUUUGUAGGCAUUGUGGAAUGUCCAGGCAUAAACCAUUGUUUGAAACAUAAUUCUGCAUAUCAUAUUUAUAACUAAGAAGAUAACCAGAGUCUGUAACCAAAACUAAGACUGGUUAUUUCAAUGUCUACAAUCUAAAACUAACUUCUUUUUAAAAUAAUUUUUGUUCCUCAAUCUAAGUUAAGGAUUUAGAUGGUACACUUCUUAUUUGUUCACCUCCAGUCAGUAUAACUCAAUUAAAUGCAACUUCUGUCACUCUGUUUCAGAAAUGUGCUUCAGCUAUUUCUGCAUUGAACUACUUUGACCUAUGAUCUUUAAUUGACGAUCGGUCAUCCUUUGGCUUCUGAGAAGGCAUUAAUUAAGAGCAGUUUUGUAUUUUGGGCUAUUGGGAACUAGGAAUUAGACGGAAGCUCCCCACAUUCAUUUUACAGUUUGUUUGCUUAUAGCAACAGAGAUCUCUUCUGAGUUAGGGCUGGAGUUGAAAGAUGAAGUUUUAACUCUGCCUGAUUUGAUUGCUCAAAAUUAGUUGGAAUUAUUGAGUUAUACAGGUAAAAAUACUUGCAUCACUCAACUCAAAAAUUGGUACCUGUCUUUAAAGCAGUAAACAUGCUGACCUAUGUUUCCAAGAGUAGUUUAAGUAUCAAAUACCUCAUUUAUACCCCCUCUGAGAAAGAUCAAUAUCUAAAAUAAAAUGGUAUUCUAAAGUUAAUAAGCACACAGUAGUAUAAGGACCAUUUUUAACACUGACCAAUAGCAAUGCUGAACAACUGACUGGAAGUCAGAAUAUCAGCCACUGAGAGUAAGUAAAUGAUGACAAAAGAUGGUGCUGUAAAUUGAAUGUUUAUCAGCCAAGAUCAAUUGAAUGUAAUUGUUAUAUUACUGCAGGCCAGCUGACACCACAUGAAUUCUUGCAAUAGUUAAUAUUUUAAUUUAAUGAUGUUAAAUGUUUUAAGAUUGUACAGUGUAUAGAACAUUAAUUUAAAUGUCAAAAUUCAAAAGUAUCUUCACCAGUUAUAAGUUACUGUAUUAAAUAAUUUUUGUUUACUGACGUUGACUUUGAAUAUAACUAUUAAUUUGAUACAACACAAAUGUGACAAUUAUGAACAGUAACAACACAGUUUCAGUCCAGAAUAAAAUCUGUACUUAAGAGAGAUUGUUCUAUUUGGUUUUUCUGGUCACAGUAUUGUUUAAAAAUAGAUUCAUGCAAUGUUGGAUGAUACUAAAAGAAGGAAAUGAAACCUUGGAUUUAUUUGAUGUCUUUUUUGUCACUGAGAUAUACUUCGCAAACAAUGAGUUGGUUUCAAAUUUAGCUACUUGUUGCAUUGGCAAAUGUGGCAGCCAAAUUUUACUCAAAGUCCUCAAGAUAACAAUGAGAUAACUAACUAUUUAAUUUUUAGAGAUGUUAUUUGAAGGAUUCUGGGAAAGUAUCACCUUGUGUACUUCUACAUCCACCUUCAAAGCAGGUGGGUUUAACAUUAUAUCCACUUAAUUACACGCCUGAUAAUUCUGCAUAAGUGUCUGCUAGUUAAGUGCUCAAGUUCUUGGAAUGGAGCUUGAAUACAUGACCAUCUGACUCCGGCAAUAGUGUUACUUGUGAACAAGCUAUCACUUAGUGCACUUAAAUCUUGCCCUUUGAAUAAUAAAAUACCUGAUAUGUAUGUGGCAUGACAGUUAACCAAUUGUGCAGUGUGGCUUGCUCCUUGAAUAUCGUUGCUGCACAAAAGAUCCUGAAUAUAGUGGUUAUCCCAGCGAAUCUUAAUAAUAACUGAUAAUUGACUAUGACAAAUCAUUCAUCCCAAAUCCGAGCCGGAAGAGUCUCUUCUUGCUGACAUCUUCAGAUUUCUCUGGACUUUAAUGUUUCAAUAGUUGGGACCACAGUGACAUUUAUAUGGUAAGACUUUAACAAAUUAAUAAUUUGUUAUUAUGAGGUUGACAUAAAUGUCCCAUGUAUCCAUAAAGCAACAUUGUAUCCGAAAGCUAAAUAUGGCAUUGAAUACUAGAUUUUUAAGUGUUUGUUUUAUUAAUGCAUACUCAAUUUAUUUCAGAGGUAGAUAGAUCAACUUGCUUACUUUUGUAGGUUUCAAACUUUUUGUUUUGUGGGUGGUGUCUUGGCUAUUUGAACUACCAAUGGGAAGAAAAAAACAUGUUUUCCUUAACUGCUUUAUUGUCUUUUAAUAAAGCAUUCUGAAGUGUUACUGGACAUUGUAAUCACCCUUCUGUCUAAUAUUAUCCUAUAACAAGUUCAAUACAACUAAGUAUUUAAAUCACUUCCAUCAGAUUGCAUAUGGCCAUCAAAAUGCUGUUUGUACUUUCUGAAAAUGUGCAGGAUAAUUUGAUCUAAACAGACUACAUUUGUCACUAAUAAAAAUGCAAGUAUAAAAUGGCUUCCAAUGUUAAAUUUUACUUUUUGUUUAUUGGCUGUACUUUUAAAUUAUUCUGAAUUUUGUUUCUAGUAUUUUGUAAAGGCCAUUGUACAUAAUGUUAAUCAGUCUUGAAGCAAAAGCAAUAUUGUAUUUCUGAAAAUGAGCUUGCAGCAAUAAAGGCAUUAGUAUAAUUCGGAAAUUUCCGUUCCUUAGUGGUAAUCUAAAAUGGGUGUAUGAUGGAACUCAGCUCAUAUAGUGUUAUAACUCAGUCUGUGCCUCAGUUAAUGAAAAUUGACUAUAGAUAACAUCUUUUAUAAAAGCAAUACUGCAUCCCUAUUGAGACAGAUGACGGAAGUGAAUCUUUCCUUCUACACCAAAACACUUACAAAAUGGAAAAUAACUGACUGAAUUACAGUGAUUCCAAGAUUGAAAGUAUACAUCAUCUAACUGGUGAUUAUCCAUGGUAAUGCCUCUCGUAAUCAUAGUCCACUUUCCAUUCAACUAGCACUCUGUUCUCCUCCAGUAUAAAUGUUGUUUUUCCUUUACAUUGGUAUUCUUGCAAAUUGUCCUGUUGAGACCAAGACAAAAAGCUUUAACAAAAUUUUUUUUUUUCGGAAAUAUCUUAAAUUGCUGUACCUAGGAUUGAAAGGAUGAUAACACAUACGUAGAGCAUAGCCAUGCUAGCUCAGCUUUACCAGUGGCCAUGCUCUAAACAUUUGGUACUUUGUGGAUUUAAUUUUUAUUUUAGUUUCAGACUACUCUUUAUAAAUUAUUUUUUUCUAAACUGAAUAUAUUUUAAUUUGUAUCAGAGAUAGUAGGAACUGCAGAUGCUGGAGAAUCUGAGAUAACAAGGUGUAGAGCUGGAUGAACACAGCAGGCCAAGCAGCAUCAUAGGAGCAGGAAAGCUGAUGUUUCGGGCCUAGACCCUUUCUUCAGAAAAUGGAUUUGAAAUGGAAAUUUGAAAUUUGAAAUGGAAAUGAAAAUUCUUCUGUUUCAUUGCAAAGAGAAAGCCUAUCUGGAUUUAAACAGCUAUAGACCAAUAACACAUUAUUGUUAGUCACCUGUUUCUAAAAGAAAAAUUGCAGAUGCUGGAAAACAGAAACACAAACAGAAAUUGCUACAGAAACUCAGCAGGUCUGGCAGCAUCUGUGGAGGGAAAACAGAGUUGACGUUUUGGGUCCAGUGACCCUUCUUCAGAACUGUUCCUGUUUGUGUAGUCACUUGUUUUACACAGAUUAGACAAUCAAUACCUAAUAGAAUUGAAUCCAAAAUAUUUCAGUUUAAGAAUUUAAUUAAAGUAACCUAUCAUUGGAUGGAAGUAUAAAAAUAAAAAUAUAAAGCAUGGUGCUCAGCACAUUACCAUAAUACAGCCUUCAAAAAUGUACAUUUAUUGAAAUAAAUUUACACAUGCAACAAUGCUAUGUUGUACUAGAUGAUUUAUACCAAUCAAAAAUCUAAUGCUUCACUAAGGAAUAUUUUAAAUAAAAUAGGAAAGAAAAUUAGAGAUGCCCCAGUAUAAGCGCUUGGCUGUUGCACAGAAAAAUGCAUUUGUCCCUGCAUGUUUGUGCUGGCUGUCUGUAGUACAGUUCACCUCUUGCCACUUUAUGGCCUUUUCCUUGUUCUGCAAAUAUUUCUGUUGUGUAGUGUCUCACGAUCAGUAUGUCAGUGUGCCUUUAAGAGACAUGCUCGUGAAAUCAUUGCUGUAACAUUGAUGUGACCUGAGAGUAUAAAGGUUCCAUGUUCCAUCUUAGCUCUGUUUGGAAGCAUGGUGCUCUGUUGUAACCUAACAACUUAAUACUAGCCCAGACAUGUGCCUGAGCGAUGUAAUGUUUGUACAUAAUAUUUAGUUGUAAUAAAUGUUGGAUUCCUCAAUGCUA